This is a messenger RNA of Aspergillus saccharolyticus JOP 1030-1, 2090 nucleotides long. Its product is annotated as FAS1 domain-containing protein. Gene Ontology annotation, cellular component: fungal-type vacuole membrane. Gene Ontology annotation, biological process: macroautophagy. Bases 263 to 2020 code for a protein of 585 amino acids. Lineage: Eukaryota; Fungi; Ascomycota; Eurotiomycetes; Eurotiales; Aspergillaceae. The transcript has a single exon. The record is from RefSeq and is a predicted model, not a curated record.
UUCCAAUGACAUGUCAUGACAUCAACGGCAAGGAAUUGGCGAUUGAUGACGACGAAUACGAUAGGAGGCCGACGCCGGCCGGUCUAGAAGCGAGCAGUCCAGUGCAUCAUCCCAGCGGUUCGGAAGUCUAUCCAUGAAUAGAUAUGGGGUUGACUAGGUAUAUCAUCUCCCCCCGCCGCAGCUUGCACCUGUUCGUCAGACAUCUACUUGACAUGACAUUUCAUCGUCACUUUAUCCCUUUAUCCCACUAAGUUGGAAGAUCAUGAUGAAGGACCUGGUAUACAUAGCGGGGGCCCUCGCAGUCCUCCCGCUCUCAUCCGCCUUUCUCAUUCCACCGCCGCAGCAGGCCCUGAGUAGUAGUGAUGAACACCAUUCAACCCGCCCAUCCCUCAACUCCCUGGAAACCCCUCUGGAAAAAGCCCCGCUGGACCUCGACCUCCAGUCCGUGGAUAUCUACCAACUCCUCCAAUCUGCAAUAGAUAAUCCCCACCCUCUCACCUCCUGCGCCUGGUUCGACGAGGACACCCCGGAUCCCCCGGAAGAUUUAGAUCUGGCUGCUGCCGCCGCCGCCGCCGCCCAAUUGCCGCCGCCCUUCCGCCGGCCCUCUCCGCCGCCAUACCCGCACCACCCGCCCUCCAACAAAUCGCUGUAUGAUUUGGUGCUUGAGAAUCCCCACACCACUAUCCUGGCGAAGAUCGUGAGGGAGGAUGAGGAGUUGGUCGCAUUGUUGAAUCGAACGGAAGCGAAUUCCACCUUGUUCGCGCCCACCGAUGAGGCAUUCAGAAGAAUCCCGCAUCAUCGGCACGGAGAUCAUGGAGAUCAUGGAGAUCAUGGAGAUCAUGGAGAUCAUGGAGAUCAUGGAGAUCAUGGAGAUCAUGGAGAUCAUGGCGACCACGAUGGAAAAGACCACGAACACUGCAAACGCGCUCUCAUCCGUGCUGUCCUAAAAUACCACCUCGUGCCCGACACGUAUACUCCCGCCGAGCUCUUCCACGCACAUACUCUACCCACGCAGCUGAGGGAUCCGUUGCUUACUCCCCAUCCCCAUCCCCAUGACCCUGAACAUGGAGAUGAUAGCCCUGACAAUGACAAUGAUGAUGACCCCGAAGAGGAAAAGAAGAACCUCCCCCAGCGCAUCUCCAUCCGCCCCAGCUGGAAAGGCCUCACCCUAAACCACUACAGCCACAUCCUCGCAAGCGACAAACACGCCGCCAACGGGGUGUUGUAUACUAUUGAUGCGAUCCUCCUUCCGCCGCCCACGCUGUUGACCGUCACGACCCUCGUGCCGAGUCAGUUCAGUACCUUUGUGUUGGGAUUGUAUCGGACGGGGUUGGCGGGGGAGUUGAAUCGGAGUUGGUGUCAUCAUCACCAUCACCAGGAGCACAGCCAGAACAACCCUCUAACCACCACCACCACCACCACCACUAAAGGCGGCGGAGGAACAUACUUCCUUCCCACCAACACAGCCUUCAAGAAACUCGGUUACGAAAUCAACGCCUUCCUGUUCUCCCCCCCUGGAAAACCGUAUCUGCGCGCGCUGCUGCAGUACCAUCUGGUAGAGGGGCGGACCCUUUAUUCGGAUGUCGAGUAUACAUUGUCCGGCAAAGUGGAGAAGGUGCACGGGACGCAGCAUUUCGAACUGCACACCAAACUCGCGCACAGGAAGUUGGAGGUGGAGGUGACGAAUCUCGGCCCGUGGGGUGGGAUGACGGUUGGGGGCCAGCGGGUCCGCGUCAGGGAUUUAGUGGUGGGCGAUGGGGUGGGUCAUGUGGUUUCGAGGGUUUUGGUGCCGGAGUGUCAUCAUGGAGACCAUGGGGAUCAUGGGGAUGAUGAGGAUGAGGGAGAGGAAGAGGAGGGGGAGAUGAGGAUGGGGGUGGAGGAGUUUAAAGAGCGACUAAGGGGGUUGGUGGAUUGGGAUUGGGAGGAGGAGGAGAAGAAAGAAAAGGAAAAGGGACAUGAGGUGAAGGCGAAGGUGGAUAAGGUUUGGGGCAGGUUGCAGGAUCUUGUGGUCGAAUUGUAGUUGGUUUUCUGUUUACGGCGUCUGAGGAUGUACUGGUAGUACGCGAUAAGCCACCAAAAUGCUAUGCUAU